Molecule: messenger RNA, 1777 nt
Organism: Lytechinus variegatus (green sea urchin)
Lineage: Eukaryota; Metazoa; Echinodermata; Echinoidea; Temnopleuroida; Toxopneustidae
Product: RING finger protein 151-like
Exons: 5
Coding region: 290-1399 (369 amino acids)
Biological process (GO): positive regulation of JNK cascade; regulation of canonical NF-kappaB signal transduction
Cellular component (GO): plasma membrane signaling receptor complex
Molecular function (GO): zinc ion binding
Source: RefSeq, a predicted model, not a curated record
ACCAUUUACUAUCAACCUGCGUUAUCACUGGGUCUCUUUCUGAGAUGUCACUGCGCUUGCGCAUUUCUGGGAUCAAUUAAAAAUCAACCAAUCCUGGGUCGAAUAUGCAGAGAAGUUGUCAAGCUCACCACUGUAUACGUUUUACCCUAAUUAGGGUAGGGCCGUAGGACCAACUUUAGAGUUUUUUGGGAAUACCAACGUUUGGGUUUUACCAAGCUAAUAGGCCUGUUUUAUCACGAUUAUACAAGUCAAUAUGGUCAACAGCAAAACUGUGAAAUAGCGAAUUACAAUGGACACUUUCGGCGUCGUCUUUGAAGCCGACGAACAAUUCAUACGUGUGACAUUCUGUUCUUCCAACGAAGGAGACUGGGCGUGGUCUUGGCGUGAUUCAGAUGACACACAUCGUCUCGUUGACGUUCCUCCUUACGACACCAAUGGUAUAUCUAGGCAAUCUACAUACUUUUCAUCGCCAACCUUCUCGUCGGAAUCAACUGUGAAAACUGGUAGCAUUCCACACCAGCCUUCAGAUAGCCAUCUUGCCAGCCCUGGUUUCAUUGGACCUGAUUUAGCGAUGGGUUACGACCAGGAUCGAUUUCUAGGACCAAUCAAAGAUGGUCUCAUGUGCAGCAUCUGUAAGGAUGUCCUGGAGGAGCCACUACAAGCACCGUGUGAACAUGCCUUCUGUGCAACAUGUAUCCAUGGCUGGCUUGUCCAUGAGAGAACGUGUCCAGAGGACAGACAGAAUCUCGAGGAAUGUGACCUUCGACCUCUAUUCCGGUACAUGCGCAAUGACCUGAACAAACUUCGACUUCGAUGUGUGAAUGCCGACAGCGGUUGCUCUGAAGUUUGCAGUCUUGAAGUCCUGAGCAGACAUGAAUCAGAAUGUUCCUUUGGAACCGCCGAAUGCCCGAACCGAGCACGGGGUUGUGAAGAAAUUCUGGAGCGUCGUCUGUUGGAUUCCCAUUUAGCCAAUUGUAGGUACCGUAGCUCCAAGUGUCCAAAUGGUUGUGGGCUAACUAUUCUCAGCUCAGAACUCGAAUCCCAUAAUUGCGUGUCUGAACUUAGAACCGAACUUGAGCUCUUGAGAUCGGAGAUGAUCUGUAAGCAGGAGGAUCUUCGACAUGAGAUGCAGUUGAGGCUCGACUCGCAGAGAGCCCAUAUGGUUGAGAAAGUGGGCACCAUGCACCAAACAAUGGACCAACUCAGAGGAGACAUCACAAGUCUCCAGCAUGAACUCCGUGUAAUGAACGCCCUGGAGACCCAGAGGAGACAGCACAUGGAGGCCCUGGAGCUGGAGCGGAAGGAGCUGAAGGAGCUCCUUAAAUCUAUUAACGAGGGAGAGACGGCUCGUAGUACGUGUAGGGUGUGUAAAAAGACAGAGAUGGUUACAGCGCUAUAACAUAAGAUCUUAACCAGGACGUCAGACCAAAAGAAUUGCCAACAAAUCAUUCAUCAAGAAAGCUAGCUGCUGCCUGAUAUAUGCAUUUUUAGAAUCCUUAAUACCUCAUUCAUGAUUGUAGAUUAUAUCUAAAUUCGAUUAUAUUGUAGGCCUAUGCAAUAUCAAUUAGGCCUACGAGACUCGAUGUGUUUAAACUAUAUUUCAUUCAGAAAGGUUAUGCAGUUCAAAGAUGUAUAAGAUUGAGAGUGAAAGGGGGGAAAUGUAAGAUUUUUCCACAAAUGAAACCAGAAUUAACUUGCGAAAUAUUGAUUUUAAUGUGGGGAGCAUUUCAUCAACGUGUUUGUUCGACAAGUCAGAUCUGACAACAUUCCUUGAUUU